Messenger RNA from Chinchilla lanigera (long-tailed chinchilla), 18825 nucleotides. It is a transcript of the gene Pclo, whose product is annotated as piccolo presynaptic cytomatrix protein. The record is from RefSeq and is a predicted model, not a curated record. Gene Ontology annotation, molecular function: metal ion binding; protein binding; structural constituent of presynaptic active zone. Gene Ontology annotation, cellular component: glutamatergic synapse; GABA-ergic synapse; cytoskeleton of presynaptic active zone. Gene Ontology annotation, biological process: protein localization to synapse; presynaptic active zone assembly. Lineage: Eukaryota; Metazoa; Chordata; Mammalia; Rodentia; Chinchillidae.
GAAACAAGAGUUGGAUAGUAGUCACCCUUCAAAGCAACCUGGGAAACCUCCAGACCCUGGGCAUCCUGUUCAGCCUGGUCUCAGUAAGAGCAGAACUACAGACACUUUUAGGUUGGAGCAGAAAUUGCCUGGAAGGAGCGCUUCCACUAUUAGCUUGAAAGAAUCUAAAUCCAGAACUGAUUUCAAGGAGGAGCACAAAUCCAGUAUGAUGCCUGGUUUCCUCUCAGAGGUUAACCCUUUAAGUGCUGUCUCCUCUGUUGUAAAUAAAUUCAACCCUUUUGAUUUGAUAUCAGACUCUGAGACAUCCCAGGAAGAAACCACCAAGAAACAAAGAACAGCUCCCAAGGAGCAAGGAAAACCUGAGGGAAUCACAAAACCUCCAUCACAGCAGUCACCCAAGCCUGUUCCUAAGCAGCAAGGACCUGCCAGGGAUUCUGUUCAGCAAGAGGGCUCUCCCAAAUCAGUAUCUUCCCAGCAAGCUGAGAAAGUUAAACCACAGCCUCCGGCGACAGGAAAGCCAGUUCAGGGGCCUGUGUUACCGGCUCAGACAGAUCCGGCAAAGUUGCCACUUCAGCGUGAUGCAGCCAGGCCUCAGGCUAAGCAGCCAGACCCAGGGCAUGGAGAGGCAGUUAAGCCCUCACAGCAGAGCCCGUCCAAACCACCCCUGCAGCAGGCAGGUCCUGGGAAACCUCCAGCCCAGCAGCCUGGACCUGGAAAACCACAGCCUGGGCCUGCAAAACCUGCAGUCCAGCAACCAGGGCUGGCAAAGGCCCUAGGACUACAGCCAGGGACAGUGAAGCCCCCGGCCCAGCAGCCGGGGCCCCCAAAACCCACUGCUGACCAGCCUGCACCACAGUCUCCAAGCAAGACGCCCGGGCCUGCAAAGACUCCAGCUCAGCAGCUGAGUCCAGCAAAGCCUCCAGCUCAGCAGCCAGGUUCAGCAAAGCCCCAAGCUCAGCAGCCUGGUCCAGGAAAACCCUCAGCUCAACAGCCUGGCCUAGCAAAGCCCCCAGUCCAGCAGCCCAGCCCAGCAAAACCCUUAUCUCAGCACCCUUCAAAACCAGUAACUGGGAAACCUCCACAACCACCACCAACUUCUCCAUCUGUAACUCAGAUUCCAGUACAAGGCUCCUCUAAAGCCAUCUGUCCUCUUUGCAACACCACUGAACUUCUGCUGCAUGUUCCAGAAAAGGCCAAUUUUAGCACAUGCACUGAGUGUCAAACCACUGUCUGUAGCCUCUGUGGUUUUAAUCCCAAUCCUCAUUUAACCGAGGUGAAGGAAUGGCUCUGUUUAAACUGUCAGAUGCGAAGAGCCCUAGGAGGUGAGCUCGCUCCCAUGCCACCAUCACCCCAGCCCAAACCCAAGACCACCUCUGUGGUGCCGGCAGCAGCUGUAAGCAGACCUGCCCCACAGGCCCUGCAGGCCUCCCCAAAGAAGGAUCUCACAGCCAAGCAGGAUGCUUCUAAGGCCCCUGAGUCCAGGAAGCCCCCGCCACUUCUGAAGCAACCAACCCUACAUGGUCCUCCAUCCUCUCCAGCCAAGCAGCCUCCCGUGGCAGAGCCCUCCUCCAAGCCAGGCACCCCACCUGAGCAGGCCAAGGCCCCUGCUGCUGACCACAAACCAAAGCAGCCCAUGAUAGGAAGGCCUGCUGCAGACACCGAGUCUUCUGCACCAGCAGCAGGCAAGCCUGACCUCCCUAGCUCCCAAGUCCAGCCACAGGCUCCAGAGAAGACAGCCCCUCCUAUGAAGAUGGAGUCUGCCAAGCCCUCCCAAAGCUUCCCGCCAACUGGAGAGAAAGUCACCCCACUUGACUCCACAGCCAUGCCUCGGCCUGCAUCGGAUUCAAAGAUACUCUCACGUCCUGGGCUCAGCUCAGAGAGCAGAGAUCCCAAGAAAGUUGAUCCUGUUCAAAAGAAGGAGGAACCCAAGAGAGCACAAACCAAAAUGAGCCCCAAACCAGAUGCCAAGCCAAUGCCAAAAGGGUCACCAACGCCCCCUGGCCCACGCCCUCCUGCUGGCCAAACUGCCCCCACACCUCUGCAGCCCCCAAAGUCUCAGGAGCAGUCCAGACGUUUCAGUCUCAAUCUAGGAAGUAUCACUGACACCCCAAAAUCCCAGCCCACAACUCCUCAAGACACUAUGACUGGGAAGCUCUUUGGGUUUGGUGCGUCAAUCUUCAGCCAGGCAUCAAAUUUAAUUUCCACAGCGGGCCAGCCCGGACCUCCUUCCCAAGAUGGGCCAGCAGCCCCAGCUAAACAAGCUGCUCCUGCAUUCCAGCCCUCUGCUUCUCAGGGGCCCUCUAAACCCACAGGACAGGCAACACCAGCGCCUGUGAAGGUCGCCCCUGUGAAAAAGGAAACAAAAGCUCCAGUGGCUGAGAAGGCAGAGGCCAAAGAUGAACUAGCUCCAGCAGGGAAAAGAACAGAAGCGGACAAGAAGCCACCCCCUGCCAAAGACAGCAGACCUCCAGCAGCUGAGCCUGAAAAGGCUGUGCAACCCCCCACACUGGAGAAAACCCCCAAGCCCCCACCGGCUUGUCCGCUCUGCAAAACUGAACUCAAUACGGGUUCUCAGGGUCCUCCUAACUUCAGCACUUGCACAGAAUGCAAGAGUCAAGUGUGUAACCUGUGUGGAUUUAACCCUACUCCCCACUUGUCUGAGAUUCAAGAAUGGCUGUGUUUAAAUUGCCAAACUCAGAGAGCUAUCUCAGGACAGCUCGGAGACAUGGGCAGAAUGCCACCUGCACCCUCUGGACCCAAAGUGUCCCCUGUGCCUGGCCUUGCAGAACCUCCGCCUCAGAAAGCAGCAGCUGCUGCUCAGGGAAAAGCGAAAAAGAAGGAAACAGAAGCAAAAACUGAGGCUGUAAAACCCACUCCAGAGAAAGUAAAAGAAACAGCUUCAAGUGAAAAGACUCCUAAGAUUCCCUCAGACCUAAAACAAGAAGAGAGUAAACUCAAGGAAGACAAAGUUUCAACCCUUCCAGAAGAAAAGCCACUGUCCAAAGAGGAAAAGCCACUUUCGGAGGACAGAACGUUAACCACCAAAGAAAAGAAGCCGCUUCCUAAGGAAAAGGAGCCAGCCCUUGAAGAAGAAAGGCCAGCUCCUGAAGACAAAAAGUCAUCCCCAGAAGCGGAAGCCCUGGGCCCAGAAGAGGAAGCAAAGCGUGAGACGGUUGAACCUCAAGUGCAAGUUGCCCAAGAGAAGUCCCGGGGCAGGGGUGCUCCCGAGACACCACAAAGGGAGAAGCAACCCCAGGCCCAGGUGGAAGCUUUGCCCCCUGGCCCAGCACAGACUUUACCCAAGGAGGAGGCCCAGACGACCAAGGCGAAGGGGCAGCCACAGGUAGCCGGCUCAGCAAAACCCGAACAGGCCGAACCUGGGAAGGAAAAAACAGAAAAGGAAGAGGACAAGUCAGACACCUCAAGUUCUCAGCAGCCUAAAAGCCCACAAGGCCUGAGCGACACAGGAUAUUCUUCUGACGGAAUAUCAGGGUCUCUUGGUGAGAUCCCAAGUCUGAUUCCCAGUGAUGAGAAGGACUUGCUCAAGGAACUCAAAAAGGACUCUUUUUCUCGAGAAAGCAGCCCGCCCAGCCCCACCGACCUGGCCAAGCUAGAAAGCACGGUCCUCUCCAUUCUGGAAGCCCAGGGUACUACGCUGGCAGAUGAAAAACCAGACAGGAAGACACAACCCCUCGAGGUCUCUGCUGCGCAGCCGAGGGACCCACAGAAAGCGCAGCUGCUCCCCAAAGCCCUGGAGAGGACUGCUGCCCAGGAGGAGCUCAAGGACAGCCCAGAAGAAAGGAGAGAUGAUUCCAGGAAAGGGGCUCAACAGGGCGUGCCGGGUGGCCAGGGCCCCCCAGAACGGGCCAGGCUGGCAGGGGACAGUCGCGCCUCGCUGGAGGACAGCAGCGAAAGCGAGACCUCGCCGGUGCCCCCCAGGAAGCGGAGGGCCAGCGUGGGCUCGUCGAGCAGUGAGGAGGACAAGCACGAGGCCAGUGCGGGCUCAGGGGAUGAGGAGGACUUCAUCCGCAAGCAGAUCCUGGAGAUGAGCGCCGAUGAGGACGCCUCGGGCUCGGACGACGACGAGGGGCUGCGGCAGCGGCGGCUGCCCGAGCCCGGGGGCGCAAGCCCGGCGCCGGCCUGGAGGAGGAGACGGGCCGCCGCCACUCGUGGCAUGAUGAGGAGGACGAGGCCUUCGACGACAGCCCCGACGGCAAGGCCAGGGAGACCAAGAGCCAGGAGGGCGAGGAGCCGGCGCUGGCCGGCGGGGGCCUGCGGCGCUUCAAGACGAUCGAGUUGAGCACGGCCGAGCAGCGGCGCGCCGCGCUGUUCCCCGACGAGGAGCCCGAGCUGGAGAUGGAGAGCCUGACCGACUCGCCCGAGGACCGCUCGCGCGGCGAGGGCUCCUCCAGCCUGCACGCGUCCAGCUUCACGCCCGGCACCUCGCCCACGUCCGUGUCGUCGCUGGACGAGGACAGCGAUAGCAGCCCGAGCCACCGGCGCGGCGAGGGCAAGCAGCCGCGCAAGGCCCGGCACCGCAGCCACGGGCCCCCGCUGCCCACCAUCGAGGACUCCUCGGAGGAGGAGGAGCUGCGCGAGGAGGAGCAGCUGCUGCGGGAGCAGGAGCGGCAGCGCGAGGCGGAGCAGCAGCAGCGCAAGGGCGCGGGCCGCAAGUCCAAGAAGGACAAGGAGGAGCUGCGCGCGCAGCGCAGGCGCGAGCGGCCCAAGACGCCGCCCAGCACGCUGUCGCCCAUCGAGGACGCGUCCCCCACCGAGGAGCUGCGCCAGGCGGCCGAGAUGCAGGAGCUGCAGCGCUCCUCCUGCUCCGAGUACUCGCCCAGCCUGGAGUCCGACCCCGACGGCUUCGAGAUCAGCCCCGAGAAGAUCAUCGAGGUGCAGAAGGUCUACAAGCUGCCCGCCGCGGUGUCGCUGCGCUCGCCCACGGAGGAGCCGCCGGCUGCGCCCGAGGAAGGCGCUCGCAGGCCGCUGAAGAGCGCCAAGGAGAUGUACGAAGACGUGAUGCACCGGGCCCCCAGGUACAGAGCGUUCCCGGGCGCCGGCGAGCGGGACGAGGCGUUCGAGAAGGAGCCGCUGUACGGCGGGAUGCUGAUCGAGGACUACAUCUACGAGUCGCUCGUGGAGGACGCGUUCGCGGGGCCGGACAGCAGCCCACUGGCGGGGCCGGAGGAGGAGCACGGACUCGCGCCGCAGCGGGCGCGGGAGCCAGAGGUGAGGCUUGUGGAGCCCCUGUAUGAGGACCCGAUGCAGAAGAUCACAGACUUCCAGAAGGAGCUGUACGAGCUGGAGGGCUUGCAUGUGGCUGUGCCUCAGGAAGACAUCGUGUCGAGCUCCUACAUCAUCCCGGAGAGCCACGAGAUCGUGGACCUGGACACCCUGGUGACGGCCGCUGGCGAAGCAAAGGAGCUGCUGGACGCCGACGCUGCCUACGAGCAGCUCCUGAGGCGGCAGCAGCUGCCGCUGAGCCCUGGAGCCCCCGCGGGGGACGAGAUGCCCGCGGCCGGGGUGGACCUGGACCUGGACCUGGACCGCGCGCCCGACGCCUCGCUCACCUCCAGCGUGCUCUCCGGCGCGUCGCUGACGGACUCCACCAGCAGCGCCACGCUGUCCAUCCCGGACGUGAGAAUCACCCAGCACUUCUCCACAGAAGACAUCGAGGACGAGUACGUGACGGACUACACGAGGGAAAUCCAGGAGAUCAUUGCCCACGAGUCGCUGAUCCUGACCUACGCGGAGCCCUCGGAGAGCGCGGCCUCGCUGCCGCCCUCGGACUCGGCGUCGCCCUCGCUGGCGUCCUCGCUGUCCUCGCUGUGCACCACGGACAGCUCCUCGCCCGGCGCCGGGCUGGACGCCGCCAGGGGCGAGGGCUCGGCGGACGUCUCCUCGUCCACCUACCUCCCAGGAAGCGUCAUAGACUACCCGGAGGAGAUCAGCAGACCCUCGGGGCCGGCUGGCGCCCGGGAAAGCGGGGCCGGCGCGGGUCCCGCCGCGACCUCCGUAUCCGGCGCGCCCCCUCCAGUCCCAGAGCCGCCGGGAGCUGAAGCGGACUGGGCUGAGUCUGAGAGAGAGCCAGUGGGAAAAGCUAAGAGGGAAGCCAGCCCUGGGGUUAUUCUGGAAGGGUUGGAAGCUUACAGAGAUGAAAGGAAGGAGUCUGAGGCCGAACCAAGGAAAACAUCCUUAUCGGAGGCCGUGUCUGACCAGCCGUUGGCCCCUGCAGCGGCACCCCUGAGGAAGGAGCCGCCGGCAGCGGCACACUUCCCAUCCAGGGAGGUCUUGCCUCGCGGAGGCCCACCGUCUCAGUUUCCGCGGGGCAGCCCCUCGGUGUCCUCCCUGCCCGCCAAGUCUCGGCCCUUCCUCCGAAGUUCUUCUCUGGAUGUUUCAACCCAGCCUCCUCCCCCACCUCCGCCCCCACCCCCUCCUCCUCUACCCCCUCCUCCUCCUCCCCCUCCCCCACUGCCCCCACCCACAUCGCCUAAACCAACUGCUCACCCUAAAAAAAAGUCCACAGUUGCUGCUCCCCUGACUCCAGCUACCGCAGCGGCGCCUCGGACUGACGCUGUCACUCCUGCAGAGGCGGCAGCCGUCCCUAGGAGUGAUGGGUCGCCUGGAACAAAAGUAUGCACCCCCGCACCCCCUCCUGUCCCCCCUAAGCCUGCCUCCAUUCCCUCUGGACUCGUUUUCACACACAGGCCCGAGCCAAGCAAACCACCCAUCGCUCCCAAACCAGCAGUUCCUCAGCUCCCGGGAGCUGUGCAGAAACCGAGGGACACACAGCCCAAACCAACAGGUCCACCGUUAGCUUCGGGCAUGACCUUGAGUCUGGAGACCUCCGCGGAGUAUACAUUGCCUUCCCCCACCUCCCCCCUCUCCCCACACUCCAACAAGUCAUCACCAAGGUUUGGCAAGUCCCUCAUGGAAACGUACGUGGUCAUUACACUGCCAUCAGAGCCCGGGACGCCCACCGAGUCCUCAGCUAGCCAGGCAGUUACCAGUUGGCCCCUGGGAUCCCCCCCACAGGAGCUGGUUUCCAUCGACCCUGUGUUUUCUGUAGUUCCUCCUGUGAGCUCUGCAGAAAUCCAGGGUUCUUCCCAGCCAGCCCUGUACCUCGCAGGAGCUUUGGAGACAUUCUCAGUUGCCCCUGUGGUAAUGCUGCCUUCAUUUCAAGGAGCUCCGGCUCCACAUUUUCUUCCAGCUGAGGUCUACAAGGCGGAGAUUCCAGAACCCAGACAGACCAUCGCCAGCAUUGGUCCUGGCAGUGUUUCCGUAUCAAUUCCUCCAGAGCCUCUUGCUCUAGAUAACCUACACUUAGAGAAGCACAAGGAAAAUGGAAAACUGCCUCUUGUUGGGGAUGCCAUUGACUUGCGUACCGUACCCAAAGUAGAUGUGAAAGCAACUGAAAAAUGUGUGGAUCUUUCUGCAUCUGCUGUGGAUGUGAAAAGACAGGCCAUGGCAAAUGACAUUUAUGGGAGACCAAUGAGUGCCGUCCAGCCUUCUGUCAUCAAUCUCAGUGCAGCAUCAUCAGGGGUGACUCCAGUCUCCCUGGACAUAGAGACAGUGACAGUUGUUGCAUGCACAACUACUGCCAGUUAUACCUCAGGCACAGAAAGCCUGGUGGGCAUAGAACACAUGAUCCCAACCCCACUGCAGCUCACUACAUCAAAGCAUGCUGAGCCCCCAUACAGGCUGCCCAGCAGCCAGGCCUACCCAGCACUUAGGGAGGAAGCACCAAUAAAUUUGUCUCUAGGUCCUUCCGCACAUGCAGUAACAUUGGCUGUUACAAAACCUGUCACUGUGCCUCCUGUUGGAGUCACAAAUGGAUGGACUGAUAGCAUGACCUCCCAGGCAAUCCCUGAUGGGGAAGUAGUGGAUCUCAGCACAACAAAGUCUCACAGAACUGUUGUAACCAUGGAUGAUUCUACUUCAGGUGUGGUGACCAAAAUAAUAGAAGAUGAUGAGAAACCUGUUGAUUUGACUGCAGGAAGAAGGGCCGUGUGCUGUGACAUGGUCUAUAAGUUCCCUUUCGGCAGAAGCUGCACAACCCAGCAGCCCGCAACCACUCUUCCUGAGGAUCGCUUCGGUUAUCGGGAUGACCACUAUCAGUAUGACAGGUCUGGGCCCUACAGUUAUAGAGGAAUUGGUGGAAUGAAAGCCUCCAUGUCUGACACUAAUUUAGCAGAAGCUGGGCAUUUUUUCUAUAAAAGUAAGAAUGCUUUUGAUUAUUCUGGCGGUGCUGAUGCAGCAGUAGAUCUAACUUCAGGAAGAAUUUCUACAGGUGAGGUAAUGGAUUAUUCAAGCAAGACUACAGGUCCAUAUCCAGAAACACGACAAGUCAUUUCAGGAGUUGGGAUUAGCACCCCACAGUAUUCCACAGCAAGGAUGACUCCACCUCCGGGACCCCAGUAUGGUGCAGGCAGUGUUUUGAGGUCGUCUAAUGGUGUUGUAUAUUCUUCGGUAGCAACUCCAAUCCCCUCUACCUUUGCUAUCACCACACAACCAGGCUCCAUUUUCAGCACCAGUGUAAGGGAUUUGUCUGGCAUUCAUACAACCGACUCAGCGACUUCGUUGUCCGCCCUGCACCAGGGCCAGCCGAUGCCGAGAUCCUAUUUCAUAGCCACGGGUGCAUCUGAAACAGACAUUGCAGUAACUGGUGUUGACAUCAGUGCCAGUUUGCAAACAAUUACUAUGGAAACUCUGACUGCAGAGGCAAUAGACUCUGUUCCCACUUUGACCACAGCAUCUGAAGUGUUUCCCCAAGUGGUGGGAGAUGAAGGCACUCUUUUAAUUGUCCCUGAAGAAGACAAGCAACAGCAGCAACUGGACUUGGAGCGUGAGCUCUUGGAAUUGGAGAAAAUCAAGCAACAGCGCUUCGCUGAGGAACUGGAGUGGGAACGGCAGGAAAUCCAAAGGUUCCGAGAACAGGAAAAGAUCAUGGUUCAAAAGAAGUUAGAGGAGCUGCAGUCUAUGAAGCAGCACCUGCUCUACCAGCAGGAGGAAGAGCGGCAGGCCCAGCUGAUGAUGAGGCAGGAGACCCUGGCUCAGCAGCAGCUACAGCUGGAGCAAAUCCAGCAGCUGCAACAGCAGCUGCACCAGCAGCUGGAGGAGCAGAAGAUCCGCCAGAUCUACCAGUACAACUAUGAACCAUCGGGAACGGCUUCUCCCCAGGCACCCACGGAGCAGGCUAUCCUGGAAGGUCAAUAUGCAGCCCCUGAAGGCUCUCAGUUCUGGGCCCCGGAGGAUGUGACCACCACAGCUUCCGCAGUGGUGGCCAUCGAGAUCCCCCAGAGCCAGGGCUGGUACACAGUGCAGUCCGAUGGGGUCACCCAGUACAUCGCCCCUCCUGGCAUCCUGAGCACUGUUUCCGAGAUUCCUUUGACUGACGUUGUUGUCAAAGAGGAAAAGCAGCCGAAAAAGAGAAGCUCGGGAGCCAAAGUCCGGGGCCAGUAUGACGAGCUGGGUGAGGGUGCGGCAGAGGAUGCCCGGGGUUUUAAAAAGAUUGUGGACAGUGGUGUCCAGACAGAUGACGAGGAUGCCGCUGACCGGAGUUACGCCAGCAGGCGGAGGAGGACCAAGAAGAGUGUGGACACCAGUGUCCAGACUGACGACGAGGACCAGGAUGAGUGGGACGUGCCCACCAGGGCUCGGAGGAAAGCCCGCGUGGGGAAGUACGGGGAUGGCGGUGCAGAGGCAGACAAGACCAAAGCCCCCUCCAAAGUCACCAGCAUUGCCGUCCAGACCGUGGCCGAGAUCUCUGUGCAGACUGAGCCCGUGGGAACCAUACGGACACCUUCCAUACGAGCCCGAGUGGAUGCCAAGGUAGAGAUUAUUAAACACAUUUCAGCACCUGAAAAGACUUACAAAGGGGGCAGUUUAGGAUGUCAAACAGAAGCAGAUUCAGACACACAGAGCCCUCAGUAUCUCAGUGCCACUUCUCCUCCCAAAGACAAGAAGCGCCCAACACCUUUAGAGAUCGGUUACUCAUGUCACCUCCGGGCAGACUCCACCCUGCAGCUGGCUCCUUCCCCGCCCAAAUCUCCAAAAGUCCUGUACUCACCCAUCUCACCACUCUCAUCAGGCAAAGCCUUAGAAUCAGCCUUUGUACCUUACGAAAAGCCCCUCCCUGAUGAUAUCAGUCCACAGAAAGUACUGCAUCCUGACAUGGCCAGAGCUCCCCCAGCAAGUCCUAAGACAGCCAAGAUGAUGCAGCGGUCUCUGUCUGACCCCAAGCCUCUGAGCCCAACUGCAGACGAGAGUUCCAGGGCUCCUUUUCAGUAUACCGAGGGCUUCACGACGAAAGGAUCCCAAACCAUGACUCCCUCGGGCUCCCAGAAGAAAGUGAAGCGGACGCUGCCCAACCCGCCCCCCGAGGAGGCGCCUGCGGGCUCCCCGGCCUCCUUCGGCACGGCGGGCCCCACGUCCCGCAGGCGGAUCUGCAGGACCAACACCAUGGCUCGCGCCAAGAUCCUGCAGGACAUCGACCGCGAGCUGGACCUCGUGGAGCGGGAGUCGGCGAAGCUCCGCAAGAAGCAGGCCGAGCUGGACGAGGAGGAGAAGGAGAUCGACGCCAAGCUGCGCUACCUGGAGCUGGGCAUCAACCGCAGGAAGGAGGCCCUGCUGAAGGAGCGCGAGAAGCGCGAGCGCGCCUACCUGCAGGGCGUGGCGGAGGACCGCGACUACAUGUCGGACAGCGAGGUCAGCGCCGGCCGGCCGCCGCGCAUGGACAGCGCGCACGGCCUGGAGCGGCCGCGCCCUACACGCAGCAGCCGCUGUUCCACCCGCCCGUCCCGCCCUACCAGACGCAGCCCGCCUUCCAGGCCGUGGCCACCGUGUCCUUCACGCCGCAGGCCCAGCCCACGCCCAGCCCGCAGCCGUCCUACCCGCUCGCGUCCCCGAUGAUGGUGAUACAGCCGAAGCCGCGGCAGACCGCGCUGUACCUGGAGCCCAAGAUCACCUCCAACUACGAGGUGAUCCGCAACCAGCCCCUGAUGAUCGCGCCCGUGUCCUCCGACAGCACCUACGCCGUGUCCCACCUGGGCAGCAAGUACAACAGCCUGGACCUGCGGAUCGGCCUGGAGGACAGGGCCGGCUUGGCCAGCAGCCCCAUCUCCAGCAUCUCCGCCGACUCCUUCUACGCAGACGUGGACCACCACGCGUCGCGGAACUACGUCCUCAUCGACGACAUCGGAGAGAUCACCAAGGGGACAGCGGCGCUGGGCAGCGCCUUCAGCCUCCACGAGAAGGAUCUGUCCAAAACAGACCGUCUGCUGAGAAGCACCGAGACGCGGAGGUCUCAGGAAGUGACCGACUUCCUGGCCCCGCUGCAGACCUCCUCCCGCUUGCACAGUUACGUGAAAGCAGACGAGGACCCCAUGGAGGAGCCGUACGAGUUAAAGCUCCUGAAACAUCAGAUUAAACAAGAGUUCCGCAGAGGGACGGAGAGCCUGGAUCACCUUGCCGGUCUUUCCCAUUAUUACCACGCGGACACGAGCUACCGACAUUUCCCCAAGUCUGAGAGGUACAGCAUCAGCAGGCUCACGCUUGAGAAACAAGCGGCCAAGCAGCUGCCGGCUGCCAUACUCUACCAAAAGCAGUCCAAGCACAAGAAGUCUCUGACCGACCCUAAAAUGUCCAAGUUUUCACCUAUUCAAGAAAGUAGAGACCUUGAGCCUGACUAUUCGAGCUACAUGACAUCCAGCACUUUAUCUAUUGGUGGCAUUUCUUCUAGGGCAAGACUUCUUCAGGAUGAUAUUACUUUUGGCCUCAGAAAAAAUAUUACAGACCAGCAGAAGUUCAUGGGGUCCUCCCUGGGCUCCGGACUGGGUACUUUAGGAAACGCCGUUCGGUCAGCUCUGCAAGAGGAAGCGGAUAAGCCAUACAGCAGCGGCAGCAGGUCCAGGCCCUCCUCCCGACCUUCCUCUGUCUACGGCCUUGACUUGUCAAUCAAAAGGGACUCUUCCAGCUCAUCCUUAAGGCUGAAAGCGCAGGAGGCCGAAGCUCUCGACGCUUCCUUCGGGCAUGCGUCCCCUUCGGCCAGAACGAAGCCCACCAGCCUGCCGAUUAGCCAGAGUCGAGGGAGGAUACCGAUUGUAGCCCAGAAUUCGGAGGAGGAAAGCCCCCUCAGUCCUGUCGGCCAGCCCAUGGGGAUGGCCAGGGCUGCGGCUGGACCCCUGCCACCCAUAUCUGCAGACACAAGGGACCAGUUCGGGUCCAGUCACUCGCUGCCGGAAGUCCAGCAGCACAUGAGGGAGGAGUCGCGGACUCGGGGGUACGACCGUGACAUAGCAGCAUUCAUCAUGGAUGACUUCCAGCACGCCAUGUCAGACAGCGAAGCCUAUCACUUGCGUCGGGAGGAAACAGACUGGUUUGAUAAACCCAGAGAAUCACGUUUGGAGAAUGGACAUCUGGACCGGAAACUGCCAGAAAGAUUGGUCCACUCUCGACCACUCAGUCAACAUCAAGAGCAGAUCUUACAGAUGAACGGGAAGACCAUGCACUACAUCUUCCCCCACGCACGAAUAAAAAUAACGAGAGACUCUAAGGAUCACACUGUUUCAGGUAAUGGACUAGGAAUUAGGAUUGUGGGUGGUAAAGAAAUCCCUGGACACAGUGGAGAGAUUGGAGCCUAUAUCGCCAAGAUUCUUCCUGGGGGAAGUGCAGAACAGACCGGGAAGCUUGUGGAAGGGAUGCAAGUACUGGAGUGGAAUGGAAUCCCCUUAACUUCUAAAACAUACGAAGAAGUACAGAGCAUCAUUAGCCAGCAGAGUGGGGAAGCAGAAAUAUGUGUAAGACUGGAUCUCAGUAUGCUGUCAGACUCUGAAAAUUCCCAGCACCUGGAGCUCCAUGAGCCACCCAAAGCUGUGGAUAAAGCCAAGUCCCCAGGGGUGGACCCCAAGCAACUGGCCGCCGAGCUGCAGAAGGUCUCACUGCAGCAGUCCCCGCUGGUCCUGGCGUCCGUCGUGGAGAAGGGGUCGCAUGGUCACUCGGGCCCCACGUCUGCGGGAUCCAGUUCUGUCCCCAGCCCUGGGCAGCCGGGGUCUCCGUCCGUGAGCAAAAAGAAGCACAGCAGCAGCAAGCCUACUGAUGCAACAAAGGUUGUCUCUCAUCCAAUUACUGGAGAAAUUCAGCUUCAAAUCAACUAUGACCUCGGCAAUCUCAUAAUACACAUCCUCCAAGCAAGAAACCUUGUGCCUCGAGAUAACAACGGUUACUCGGACCCUUUCGUGAAAGUCUACCUUCUUCCCGGGCGAGGCCAAGUCAUGGUUGUCCAGAAUGCAAGUGCUGAGUACAAGAGAAGGACUAAAUAUGUUCAGAAAAGUCUUAAUCCUGAGUGGAACCAAACAGUCAUUUAUAAAAGUAUUUCCAUGGAACAGCUCAAAAAGAAGACCCUGGAGGUGACGGUCUGGGAUUAUGACAGAUUUUCUUCCAAUGACUUCCUUGGGGAGGUACUGAUCGACUUGUCGAGCACGUCUCACCUCGAUAACACCCCUAGGUGGUACCCACUCAAGGAACAGACUGAGAGCAUCGAUCACGGCAAGGCGCACUCCAGCCAGGGCAGCCAGCCGUCCCCAAAGCCGUCCGUCAUCAAGAGCAGGAGCCACGGCAUCUUCCCUGACCCAUCCAAGGCGGACAUGCAGGUUCCAACCAUGGAGAAGUCGCACAGCAGCCCCGGCAGCUCCAAGUCGUCGUCCGAAGGCCACCUGCGCUCGCACGGCCCGUCGCGCAGCCAGAGCCGCGGCAGCGUCACCCAGGCGCACCUGGAGGACGCGGGCGCAGCCAUCGCCGCCGCCGAGGCCGCCGUGCACCAGCGCCUCCCGCCAACAAAGCCCAGCAACCCACGGCCUGCAGAUAGCUCGGCGUCCACCGGCUCCUCCGGCAGCAGCUUUGGCAGCGGCUACAGCGUGGACAGCGAAGGCAGCGGCCCCACCGGGGACACCAGUCUGUUCCCGAUGCCACGAAUAGGGAAGAUGGGGCAGAACGGACAGGAGCCUGUAAAGCAGCCCUCAGGAGGAGGACUGGCAGACUCGGAAGUUAAAACUCAGGUAAUGGGAGAAAUCAAGAUUGCACUGAAAAAAGAAAUGAAGACAGAUGGUGAACAACUAAUAGUUGAAAUUCUCCAAUGCAGAAACAUUACCUACAAAUUUAAGUCUCCUGACCACUUACCAGAUUUGUAUGUGAAAAUAUAUGUGAUGAACAUCUCUACUCAAAAGAAGGUUAUCAAGAAAAAGACAAGAGUGUGCAGACAUGAUCGAGAGCCUUCCUUCAACGAAACUUUCAGAUUCAGCCUCAGUCCUGCGGGACAUUCUCUUCAGAUUCUGCUUUUCUCCAAUGGAGGGAAAUUUAUGAAAAAGACCUUGAUUGGUGAAGCCUGUAUCUGGCUUGACAAAGUGGAUCUCAGAAAAAGAAUUGUCAACUGGCAUAAACUCUUGGUCAGUCCCACUCAGACGCACUAAGAACUUCGUGUGCUCAGGGGGAGUCACCUCCAUCCUGACUGGUUGGAUGCUGUUGUACUGAGCUAUCCUCAAGGCGAGCUCGAAAGGAGACCAACAGGCACAACACCAUUGUUCACCAACAACCUGGUGAACUCACUGUGUGGGUCACAGGAGGAGACACAAAUGGAAAAGUUCAGAGGUUGAAAACAAACCAAUGCAGUAGAGCUCUGAGACCUCGGGUUUUCUUGGUGGCGAAGAGGUGGGAGGGGAAUUUUGAUUUCUUACAGCAAAGGAGAAUCUUCUAGCAGAUAUGAGGCACAGUGGCAAAUGUGAUCUCAAAGGCAGCAUGCAAGAAACUUUCAUGCAAGAAGGUGUGGCUGAAAGAACUGAUGUAAUAAAUCUCAGUUCUCAACAGUGGAAAAAUUCUUCAUCUUGUGUUCUCAGACAAGUUACUUUUUGAGAUCUAACAUAGGAUGCACCUUCGAUGUGCGCCCAGGACUGGAGGAAGACCACAGUGUCCGUGGGCCAAGGAGGCAGGCGGCGCAGAAGUCGUGGCUAGCAACCCACGUUGUGCAGGUUCGCUCGUGUCUAACAUGGUGGGGUACACAACACCAACUGUGGAAUCCAUGUGGUAAAAGCACAUUUGUUUCAGUAUAGUUUUGAAUAGUAUAGAGUGAAGAUAAUACUAGGUAAAAAUGAAAUUAUUUAUCUAGAAAUAAAACCACAUCAGGUGAAUAAAGACUGUUGACUCACCUGAUACUGGAAAUUUGGUUGAAGAUGUCGGAGUCUCCAUAACUGUCCAUUAAGCUAGGCAUUUUCAAUCUACACACCAAAGGACCUAGGUUAGAUUGGUAUGUUCUAGGAAGCAUGAUCACUUGUUCUUUGUGGACUUGCAAAUAAAUGUGUAUCCUGCAUAUUUCUUUUCUCUUGAGUAAUGUAUUGUCAGAGAGGAAAAAUCUUUUCUCUGGCAAACAAAUCAUAUUUAUCUUGUGAAAUUAAAUUGGUGUCAUUUUCUGCUUUUCCAUGAUGUUUUUGCCCUGCACUCAUUACUUGUAUAAUGAAAACUCUGAUGCCAGACUCAAGUUUUCUCUGGCACUCUGUCCCUCCCUCCACUGUGACAGUAUCACAAUGUUCAAGGGGAAAAUACGUACAAUGUCAACAUUUGAGAUUAAAAUAGACUUUGAACUCUUUUAAUAAUAUACAAUGAAACAACAAAUGUCUAUGUCAUUUAGAUGAAGAAUCCUCUUCCCCAUCCACCACAGGUAGUAGAAGUAACCUGGAAUUGUGGGAAACACACUCAGUGGGCGUUAAAAUCCUGGCUUCUUUAUUGAUUCUGCUACUGACACUGUACAUGUCACUUACACUCACUUUCUUCCAGUUUUCUUAUCCAUAGUAUAAAAAUAAUAUUACAUUCCUAACUGUCCUCAUGGGAUGUUGGAAUGAUUAACUCAAGAGACCUAUGAAAAAUGAAAGCACAUUUCCAAAUAUAGUUUUAUACACAGAAGUGAGGUAUAAUUAUUAUGUAACUUUUUAAUUCUAAUUUUAUAUGUAAUAUCACCCUCCAAACCAAUGGCAAGCAUUGGGAUGGAUAAAAAUAGUAAACUAGGAAAAGUAAACACUUCACUUUUUGUUUAAGAUGUGAACUUUGAUUUAACCUGGAAAAAAAGAUGAAUUAAAUGAAAAAGAUGUGCAAAUUUUGUUAUGCUCAAUGCAGUGGGUUACACUGAUCUUAUCCCUUGCUCAUAUCUUACCCGAAAUAAACUAAAUUGCUUCUCAGCAUUUUGAAUUUAAAAGCUGCUACUUUAUUCAAAGUGAGGUUUUAGUGGCAUUAAAAGGAGCCAACUCUAAAAUAUUGGUUGUAUAUUGAAUUUUCUCAAUUGAGAAAAAAUAAAUUUGAGAGAGAUGUAAAACACUAAAACUGAAGAAUUUCUAAAAUACCCCAGGCUACUGUUCAUUAAGGAAAUAAAAUUCACCUCUCUGCACCCAGCAUGUCCCGGUCUUCCCACGGCUCACCCUUCACGGAUAUCGCGUUACUGGUGUGCAGCGCGCUGGGCGCGGGGGAGGAGAAGCACCUAAAAUAGGACAUCGCUAGGAUUUUCUUUUUAGAGAUUACUAGAUCUGCUGAUGGAUAUUUCCAGGAGCAGUUAGCCCUUGAGGAAGCCUAAAUCAUCAGUCAUAACGGGGGAGGAGGAGACCUAAUGCCCUCCCUCUGGCAUGGAGAGCUUGGCUCUCUGCCUCACAGGUGAGCCCUGGCGCUCUUCAGGCUUCAUCCGCAGGGUGAGAGCUGAUGGUCAAUGGCUCACCGCGGUGCAGCCGCAGCUUCCCUCAGAAUAACCUAGUCGGGGGACUGCAAUCCAGAAUUAUCCCUACCUAGCUACUGACCGCGAGGGAGUAGGAGCCUUGCCCUUGCGGGUGCCCCUUGGUUCGAAGGACAGUGGUGGGCUGGGUCAACCAGAAGAGACGCCGCCACAGGGCUUCUUUCGCGCACCAGCAACCCCUGCAGGGAGUGUGUGAGGUCCGGAGUGUGCCAGCUAGCAGCCGGCCAAGCUCCUGGGCUGUACUGGAAUUGUUCUAUGCAACACCGGUCCUUAAGUGCAUGCAUCUCCUCUGCAUGGUGUUGAUUACCCUUCUUACAACAAAACUGUUUCUUUUUUUAAUUGCAAACAGGGCUCUUGGUGUUUUUUACUUUUUUGUAUAUAUCACAGCACAUGAUUUUCCACUUUUUAUUUUAUUUUGUUUUAAUGGGAUUACCUUUUUUUAUCCUAAUGGGGACAGUUUAUAAUCUCUAGUUAAUGUGUGAUUAGUCCAAUUACUGCACCUUUAAAAGCAUCUGAGUUUUCUCAAAGAUUCCUUGUGUUAUCAAAGACUGAGUCUCCUUGUUGCUUUAAAAUUUGGUGUAAGGAAACUUUCAGCUGUAGAAGAAAAAGCACAGAGUGAAUUUUUACAAAAGAAAGGAGAUGACAGACUCAUCAUUAUAGACACAUAUGACCACAACAUCAAGACAGAGGUGUUUUCCCUGUUUUUACUUAAUAUUAAGGAAAUUAUUGAGACACUGAAUUGUUUAUUUGCCAUUGCAGUUUAAGAGAACAGUAUCCAAGAUGAAGGGGAGCACUUGUCUUUGCUCCUUAAUAUUGUCCAUAUUUUAAUAAAUCAUACUAAGUAAAUGCAUAUUUUCAGCAUACCGGUGAGAUUUAUUUUGUGGAUUGCACACAUUUAAAUAGUCAUCUUGUGGGAAUAUUAUAGCUGGUAACCAGCUGAUAAUGACUUUUAUUAUAGGAACGGUUAGGACGAUCGUGGUGGUAUCUAUAGUGACACUAACAGUGGUCAGUGAUGUGAAGUAAAAUAAAUUAUAUAUUAUUAUAUUGUGCCCAGUUUAUUAGAAAUUAUUUGAUCAAUGCUUCAUUUCAUUAAGAUAUCAUAAAGAUGUUGAUAAUAUUUUUUUACUUUAUUAGUUAAAUCAUAACUAACAAUAUUUUUAAAAACUUAUUUUCAUUGCUAUAAUGUCAAAUAUUCCAAAAUCAGCCAACUACAGCUAUAAGUGUUUAUAUCUUUGUGUGUGACAGAAGUGAUUUUCCCUCUAUUUGAGUUUGAAAUGAAAGUAAAAGAAAGCUCAGUGACUGGUUAUGAACAGCUUUUUAAAUAAUUACUUGCCUAUAUGGUGAAUGAAUAAGAUACCUUCAUGGAAUGCAACACAUUGAUGUUUUCUGUAUGUCCCACCUUCUUAUGAUUAAGGAUUCCCGUUAAACCCAACUCAAUUAAUCAAGUUCCUUCCCUGGUAGGUAGAUUAAGUGAGGGUUUUCUUAACUCGUUACGCUGUAUAUAAUGAUACACUUGGUAAAAUAGGCAAAGUUGAAAUACUCAUUUCAUUUGGCAUCUAGCAUGUGAAUACGAUUCUUCUUUGACUGUGUCUAUAUUUAAGUGACGUGCUUAAGUGCACCCUCUACUGAUCAGUACACCCUCUACUGUGUGUACUAACGUCCUAACAACACAUCUGAUGUUAAAUAAAAGAUUCUUGUCUCAAAAAAAUUGAAAACCUAAUAAAAUUGAUUUCAAAAUAAAAAUACAGUACUUGGAGAUAUGUCUUGUUUCUGACUAUAUGUUGCAUGCCAUGUUGGUGAUUCGCUAGUGUGUUUUUUCUUUUUUUUUUUUUUCUUUUUUCCCUAAAUCCUUCUGGAAAACCUAAUGAACAAAUGCAAAUUCUUGGAUAUAAAUUGAUCUGGAAAUAUAUGAGACUUGUAUAAAAUUGCUUGUAAAUCUGUCUUGGGUUUUACUCUAUGUAAAAAUAUGUCUUGGUUUUGUGAUUGUAUACAAGAUGUAUCUUGAUAACUUAUAUAAAUUGUGCUGUAUAAAGGCUGUUGUCUCAGCCUUACUAAUAAAUAUU